GCGUCCUCUUGCAGUGUAAGGUCUGUCUUCGGAACAGUAAAACAGCAAGGAUGGAUUUCCGACGUGUUUCUAUUUUUCUGCUGGGAGUUAUUUGCCUUAUUCAGAGUUCUGACGCCACCGUAACGGCAUGGUCAGCACCACUACCAGGAAUAUCUGCUAAUGCCAAUGGUACUAUCACGGCAGCUGGGACCAUUGCCGAGAAUGCAGCCGUUGGAACCAUCCUCUUUACGGCUAAUGCAACCUUAAAUGCUGCUGGCAAAGUAUCAUACGCCCUGACGAAUACUUCAGGUGGUAAAGGAACAAUAAAUUCUACGACUGGCGUUGUUACUUUGGCCACUGGUCAAUCAAUUGACUUCGAGACAACACCAACUCUUGUGUUCGUCAUCGAAGCUACAGACGGUUCCGACCAAGCGAAAGGAACGGCGACUGUCACGUUGUCAAUCACUGACGAAGUUCCAGUCUUUCCUUCAGCCACCCAAACAGCUUGUAUCAAAGACCAGUCCGCAGCAGGUACAGCACUGGGGACAUACACUGUGACUCACCCGGAUCCAGGGGAUACACUCACAUACUCGAUUGCUUCCGGUGAUUCUGGCUCAGAAUUCGCGAUAGAUGGAUCAACAGGCGAGAUAACUGUAGGAAAAACUCUUGCAGCCGCCACUUACACACUGGUAGUUCAGGCGGUCAACAAUGCCAAGGCAAUGGGAUCAACAACAGUAUCGGUGACCGUUGGAGAUUGUGUAACAGUAACCAUCACUGACUCUAACAAAGCCCCAGCCUUCUCGUCCAUCAGUUCAACCGCUUGUAUCAACGACAACUCCGCAGCAGGUACGACACUUGGUACCUACACGGCAACGGACACGGAUGCAGGAGAUACGCUCUCAUACUCCAUUGCUUCCACCGGAAACUACAGCACAGACUUCGAAGUGGACCCUUCAACAGGUGUGAUUACUGUGGCCCCUGGAAAAAAACUUUCUAAGGCUAGAACCGCCACUUACGCACUGGUUAUAAAUGCGAUCGACAAUGCCGUGCCACCUAAGACAGGCACGACGACGAUAUCUGUUACCGUUGGGGAAUGUAGCGGCACCGCCGCUUUAAUGUCAUGCAUUUCUUUGAUGUUUGUAGCACUGUUUGCUACACUAUUUGUUAAGAGAAUUGUUUAAACUGACAUGAAGGAACACUUUAAACCAUUUUAGAGACUGAUUGAAGGCUACAAACGAUCAUAUCUAGGUCAAUUUAGAUAAAAAAAUUAACGCUGUUGUUGAAUGUUUCGAUUGGUAUUUAUCGCGUUUUAAAAAGUAAAUGUAAAUUUAUUUCAUGUUAUUUUAUAUUUGGUGUGAUCAUCAGAAUUUAUUUAUUUGCAUUGAUCGUUGAUCUGCCUGUUCUCUUCAAAUGUUGUUUUGUUGUACUUGUUUUUAUUUUACCUACAAUAGUUAUGUUAGAUCUCUGACGAGUGUCUUGGAUCCAUGCAAUAUUUGUUUUCUAAAGUGAAGCCAUCUAGAAGUUUGCUUAAUAUAAGAAAUUUUAAAAGAUGUACUAUAGCAUUUUACCUACGCCUGCGCUGUAUAAAUCCACGUAUUAUUAAUCAGAAAUCCUUUACGAACUCUUAAUGGACAAUAAAUAGAUACAAAAAAAUAACCAAACAAUUUCAUUUUGACUGCUAAUGUAUUCAGACUUUGAAAAUUGAGCAGACCAUAGGAAAACGACGAUACUGGAGAAAAUCAACUAUGAUUUUGCUUUAACAGCAAUGAAAAUGAAUUUCUACGAAUGUUGAUUAAAAUAUAUGCUGGAAACAAGGUUACUCUCUCUAGCAUACUUGGUAGCAUUUAUCAAAUAAAGGAUAUAUUUAA
Messenger RNA from Mya arenaria, 1847 nucleotides. RefSeq names its product cadherin-24-like. The transcript is spliced from 8 exons. Gene Ontology annotation, molecular function: cadherin binding; calcium ion binding. Gene Ontology annotation, biological process: homophilic cell-cell adhesion. Gene Ontology annotation, cellular component: catenin complex; membrane. Bases 51 to 1160 code for a protein of 369 amino acids. Lineage: Eukaryota; Metazoa; Mollusca; Bivalvia; Myida; Myidae. The record is from RefSeq and is a predicted model, not a curated record.